Molecule: messenger RNA, 603 nt
Organism: Nicotiana tabacum (common tobacco)
Lineage: Eukaryota; Viridiplantae; Streptophyta; Magnoliopsida; Solanales; Solanaceae
Source: RefSeq, a predicted model, not a curated record
AUGUCGCCAAAAGAUGAAGCUGAGCAGGAGUAUAUAUCAAGGGUACCAUAUGCAAAUGUUGUUGAUUAUGGCUUAUCUUCUGAGCUCUUCAAAUGCAAAAUAUGCCAAUUUAGAUCUCAACAUAGGUAUUGUAGCAACUUGUAUCCAAAAGCUGAGUCAUAUCGUAUAUGCAAUUGGUGCUUGAGUCCAAAGGAGGUUUCUGGUGAUAAAACACAGAACUCUCCAAAUUCAUCUUCUUCAUGUAGAAAUACAAGUGACAUUCAAGAUGGUCCAAUAAAGUUCAAGAAAAAGCUAAUUAUUAGAAAUGAAAAUAUUGAUAUGGGGCCAAGUCCAAAGGGGAAAAAGGGUUCUUUAAUGAAGCUGCAACUUAUCAAGAAAAAUCCCAUUAAAAUACAAAAGUCUAUGGAGCGAUCACCGUCAUUGGCUGCCAGAAAAAGGGUCACAACUGAAGAGAAAAUAAGGAGAACAAAGUCAGAGGAAAGGGGAAUCACAAGAAAGGUACUUAAAAAUAGGGUAAGAAGGUAUAAGCUAUUGGAUGAAGUCUCAAGCUAAUGAAAUUUUAAGAUUUUGUAGAUUGUUAAGGUCUUUUUUUUUUUUUUUUUU